GUCUCGCUCUUUUCCGACUGUCCUUUAAGUUGUCUGCUCCACUUGCACGAUUGAAUUGGUUUGUUGUUUGACUUCUGCUUUACACACAGUCGGCGCUAUUUUUUGAGUUUUACGCAGUUCUACAACACUGAGUGAUCAUUUUGGGUGCGGGCCAAACUCUCCCAUUGCCCCAAAUCUUCACGUAAUAGAACAGGGUUAUGUUAGUGGUUAGCUCGUUAGCUAGCUACUAGCAUUCCCCCUUUUUGUUUGAAUGGUCGACGAUCUCAAUGAAUUGGAUCCGUUCUUGUAUUCCCCAACGCGAGGAAGGGUGUGAGCUAGUUUAAGAACAUUAUUGUUUCAAAAUGGACCUUAACUUUUAUGCUGGGCUGUCCGAUGGAUGUGCUCAAAAUGUUGAUCCGGAGUUUUUGGACAGCCAAGCGUAUGGUGGAUACCCCGAAGGAAACAAGUUUUCCGAAGGCAGCGAUAGUUAUCUAACCAUGGGUGGUGGUGCUCAUCACUUUUUGACCGCUGAGCAAACCUUCCACACCCCCAGUCUCGGGGAUGAAGUUUUCGAGAUCCCUCCCAUUUCACUCGACCCGGACUCGUCCCUCAGCCUUAAUGACGCCGUGUCCCACUUCGAUUUAGCUGACGGGUCAGGGGGCGCCGUGGGACCUCCAGCUGCUCGGAGCCUCGUUAGCAACCUGGUGGUGGAGGCUAGUGAUCCAUCUUUUGCAUCAACCUUCGUGAACAGCAGCUCCCAAGGCCUGGAACAUCUUAACAUGGAAGCCAUGGCUCAGACCAGUGGAGGAACCCUGCUCAGUUCCUCAUCACUGGAGCUGGGUGAUAGCAGCGGGUCCCAUUUUAGCAGUUCGUCCCCAAUGACCAUCGACGUUCAACUUGCCGACAUUGCACACGGCCUCAUGGGAAGCGGUCAGUUGACUACGAUCAACCAGACGGAGCUGGCAAUGGGCCUGGGAGCAGGCGGACAUCCUGCAGAGGCCUCAGAACAGAAGCCACUCUCACCGUCUUCUCCAGUUGGCUCCUUACAAGACGAGGACAUGGAUGACUUCAAGAGGAGCCUGCUGGUGGACUCCCCCAUGUCUCUCUCCUCAUCCUACCCAGCUCUGCAGUCCUCCGUCACCUUGGCCACAGCCAAAAGGGGCUUGGGGACGCCGACCACAUCGCAACCAGUUGCAGUGGUGGCAAAAAAAGGGAGGAAGAAGAAAGACCCAAAUGAGCCGCAAAAGCCAGUUUCUGCAUAUGCUCUGUUCUUCAGAGACACCCAGGCUGCCAUCAAGGGCCAGAAUCCAAAUGCAUCUUUUGGGGAGGUUUCAAAGAUUGUGGCGUCCAUGUGGGACAGCCUGGCCGAGGAGCAGAAACAGGUGUAUAAAAGAAAAACAGAUUCCGCAAAAAAGGAGUACUUGAAAGCCCUUGCAGCUUAUCGAGCCAAUCAGCUGUCACAGCCUGCCUCCGAGGAGGUGGAAGCUGCAUCUUCACCAUCUCCACCGCAGGUCAGCCAAACUCCCGCAGUCAUCCGUCCGGUCAAUAACCCCGAAGAGAACACCAUCACCAACAUUUGUGCCUCCAACAUCAUUCUGGACGUCCCAGAGAUGGCAACACGGUCCCGCACGGGGGCAAACAAACCGGUAGUAGCCGCGGCAGUCCCCCCGGCCCAGGCCAUCACCAAGAUACUAAUCCCAAAGCACCUGCUGCGGGCGGGGGGCCAGCUUGUCACGCUAUUACCCGGGGGUGUCCACGGCUUGCAGCCUACCCUCCUGGUGGCAGGUGCCCCCCGCCAGCCGCCACCCCUGCAGCAGAUGCAGAACGCGCCACCUCCGCCGCCGCUCCAACAGAUGGCGCCAGCGCCGCCGCGUUUGCUGGCUAAGCCCCGCGAGGGUGGGAGCGCGCCGGGGCCCGCCGUGACCAUCACAGCUGCACCUCCGCCUCCGCUGCAGAUAAAAAUAGUUCCCGCGUCUUUUCAGAGAAAGGACACGCUGCCCAUCAUCAUCCCCGCCACAGUGGCGUCAGUCGUGUCUGCAUCCACACCUGCGCCCGCCAUGCAGGUGGCGCAGUCUGCUGAGUCAGCAGGUCAGCAUGAGGAGGAGGAGGUAGUCUCAGAGGUGCUGCCCUCAGAAGAGGAUGAGAUGGAGGUGAACGAGUCAUGCGAGGCGGCAGCGUGCGUGUGCGUGAGGUCGGGCUGCACCAACCCAGCAGUGGAGAGCGAAGACUGGGAUAAAGAGUACUGCAGCAACGAAUGUGUGGCCUCCCACUGCAGUGAUAUUUUCAAGGCGUGGUGCUCCAUCAGGAACCAGACAAUGGGAACAGUGAAAUAGAAGACCGUUAGUCAGGGUGGUGAUGUCAGUCCUUAAUCAAGGCUCUAAAGCAUCUUGAAGGUUUCUUGACGCAAGUAUGCAAACAUUUUUGUUUCAGUAGUUUGACAUGCUGAUUAUUCUUUUUAUAUAUACAGUAUAUAGUCCCUGUUUUGUAAAUACCAUCCUUAACUUAGCUGAAAAAGAGUGACUAUUACGUUGUGCUUUUUGUACUCCCAACUUAACAUUUUUGUAAUAAAUGAGCACAACUUGCACACUGUUAAUGUUAAGGGAUAUUAUCACAAAUCAAUACUUCUUCACACAGCAAUAUGUAAUCAUUGAUUGCUGAUGUAGAGGUCAUCUUUCAGGUUAUGUCCACGGCGCAUUGGAAAGGUCACAUGUACAGCUGUUGUGAUGGGAAUGUGAAAAUAAAGGUUGGUUGUGUGCGAUAACCAAA
Molecule: messenger RNA, 2745 nt
Organism: Dunckerocampus dactyliophorus (ringed pipefish)
Lineage: Eukaryota; Metazoa; Chordata; Actinopteri; Syngnathiformes; Syngnathidae
Gene: tox4a
Product: TOX high mobility group box family member 4 a
Exons: 9
Coding region: 342-2312 (656 amino acids)
Biological process (GO): regulation of transcription by RNA polymerase II
Cellular component (GO): nucleus
Molecular function (GO): chromatin DNA binding
Source: RefSeq, a predicted model, not a curated record